This is a messenger RNA of Geodia barretti, 549 nucleotides long. The record is from the annotation of a GenBank genome assembly. Lineage: Eukaryota; Metazoa; Porifera; Demospongiae; Tetractinellida; Geodiidae.
AUGAAAGUUAACGAAGAAAUGUCUUUUUGGGAUAGGCUCUAUAUCCCUGCGAUGAUUAAGGGAAUGUUUACUACCCUGAAACAUAUCCCGAAAAAGAAGUUAACCUAUCAAUACCCUGAAGAUUCUCGGAGUGUGGAUGAACGGAAUGAUCGGUACCGCGGCAUUCACAAACUGACGGUAACAGAAAAAGACGAGAUUAAAUGCGUAGCAUGCUUCUUGUGUGCGACUGCCUGUCCUGCUGAUUGCAUCACAAUUCAGGCGGCACCUGCCCCAGACGGUUGGCAAACCAAGGAAGGCUAUCAGCGCGAAAAAUACCCCGAUGUCUUCGAAAUCAAUAUGCUCCGUUGCAUAUUUUGUGGUUAUUGCAUCGAGGCUUGCCCUGAAGACGCUAUCCGGAUGACGGGGUUAACACUCCCUCAAUACUUCCGUGAACGUCAAAAAGAGGGAGAAAGUCUUGGAAGUUCCCGCAGUGACUUCAUCUUUGAUCGGGACAUGCUCGUCGCGAACAACGACAUCCCACAAGAAGGGCUUAGUGUUGAAGCGAAGUAG